CUCCAGAGUCAUAGGCCAAUGCUCAAACCACAGCACCCCACUUGUUCUCAGGUGUGGAAUGUAGUAUUCUGAGGCAUGAAUACUGACUCUGCGUGCAACAUAAUGGAAAAGAAGCAAUUUCUCCAAAACCAAGCUAAGGAGCCUUAUGAAGAGGAAAAAAGAGAUUAUGCAAGGACAUGUAGUAACUGCAGUUCAAAUUUAAUAUCUCCAAGAGUCUUUCCUCCUUUGUCCUAUCCACCAUGUAUGAAUAUUUAUGGUGGCAAUGACUGGGAAGUUUCCCAGGAGCUAAGACUUCAGGAACUUGAAGAAGCCAAAGCCAGGACAGCCCAAAUGGAGAAGACCAUGCGUUGGUGGUCAGACUGCACUGCCAACUGGCGGGAGAAAUGGAGCAAAGUCAGAGUAGAAAGAAAUAAAGCUCGUGAUGAGGGGAGGCAACUGAAGCUUAAGCUGGAAGAGUCAAUAAAACAGCUAAGUGCCCUGAAAAAAAUAAAUGAAGCUUUACUUGCUGAAAAGGAGGAAAUGGGAGCUCAAAACAUUUGGAAAAAUAGCUUUAGUUCUUCUGAAAUGUGUUGGAGGAAAAAUGAUUGUUUAGAACCUUUGGAGAAAGAUUCUGUUAAACUUGCCCAGAACAAAAAGAUUUUUGAAUUAGAAAGUAUCUGCCAGGAAGUUUAUGCAAGUGGACAUCCUUUAAGAGAUCAUCAGGAUAUGAGAAUUAAUCUUGAAAUUCUUGAUUCUGGAGACAAAUACAUUCCAGUGUUUCAGGAAAAUUCUAACAGAAGCAAAGAUGACCCAAUACAUUGUCAGAAUGAUGAAACAGUACAUGUAUCAGUGUUGCAUCUGCAACUCCAUGAAUCACAGAAAACCUUACAGAAGGAGCAAAAGAUCCGCUCAUCUCUGGAAAAAGAAAUAGAGAAGGUAAAGUCAGAGAGAUCUCUGUGGAAAUGGAAAUAUGAGGAGUUACAAAAGAACAAGCAGGAAAAGCAGUUCGAUAUACGUAUUAAUUUGCAUCAGACUGAGGUGGAAAAAAAUAUGGAAGAUUUUGAGAAAGCCACUGAAGCGAAGUCCCCACAAGAUUUGAAGAGCUGGCAGUUACAGGGAGAGUUGCAGAGAUUACACUUAGAAAGUGCAAUGAAAUUGGGAAGACAAAAAACCCUUGAAACAGAAAAGCAAGAACUAGACAGAGAGAACAGAAGGCUGAAGAGCAAAGUGAAAGAUCUUCAGGAUCUUCUUGACAGGAAAAGUACACUGCUCACAGUUCAUUUGUGUGGUGAUCUCAAGACACCACACAAUGAAAAAAUAGCAAAAAAUAAGAUAACCCGUGAUUGACUUGGACUGGACUGACUAUUUGACAGCUCUGACACACCAACCACCUGCUUCUCUUGCUGCUUUUUGACUUGUGUUCAGGACAUUAUACUCUAGUUAAAAUGAACAUUUGAAUUUAGGUCUGACACUUAUUGUAUGUCUUCUACUAUUGAUAGAUGGUGUGAGAGAAAGGGAUUACCCUUCUAGCCAGCCAUGUUAGACAAAUAAACCCUGGCAAUCAGUAGGGUGCAAAUGUCACUACAGGUACACUCCCAUUUGUUUCACAGAUAAAGAAAGCAUUUACCAAAUGGUAUUUCGAGAUUAUGUCAACAGUUCUCACUGGCAGAUAUUUGAGAAAACCUGUUGUCUGAAAAUAAUGUGUGCAUGGAGCUGGACUUAUGGAGUACUUCACAAUCUUCACUAUCUCCCCCAUUGCCCAGUGUAUAUUUUCCCAAAGAGAACUUUUUGUCUCACUGUUUGACAGUUUUGAUGGAUGAGCUUGUGUGGCAGGAAAAAAAUUAAUAUUUUUAUUGAGAGAUAUUUACAAUAGGCUUUUUUUAUAACAUGGCUUGCUUUGCCCUUGCAACAAGGAAACAUCAAGAGAGUUUGUGAAAAACUAUCGGGCUGGAUUUUAAAUUAUUUCAUCUUGCUGUAUUUCUUUGUAUUAGAAAUAAUCCUUUGAAUUGUUUAGAAGUAUGAAUCAAUGUUGUUUUCAGGGCUGUGGAUGGCAUUUGUAAAUACUUUUAUAUGCAUAUAAUCUGCUUAUACUUUUGUACCUUGGUUAUCUCCUGCAAAGAGUUUCAUCACAAACAAUAAACUGGUGAUAAAUGUGAUAUUAAUGAGGAAAUGGGCUAGAUUUCAGACUCUUUCCUUUUAUAUUACUGUCUGGAUUCCAUUUGAGGAUUUGCUGGCAUGUAGAAUUGCACCAAGGUUUGUACUUGUAAGAUUUAUCUCCCUUACAACCAGUCCUUCUCUUAGUAAUGGACUUUCCCCCCUUCAGAUUGUAAAUUUGGACAAUCUUCCCAUCCAUCCACACUUUUAGCCAUAUAAUUCUUUUUGAUUUUUUAAAAUGGAAAUUAAAUUGGCUAAUUUUUUUUAUGCAGAGCACUGUGACUUCACAGUAUUGCCUCAACAAAUUUCCUUGGUGCCAUACGCUGGUUGGUUUCUCUUUCUUUCUUUCUUUCUUUCUUUCUUCCUUUCUUUUAACAUCAGAUCUGUUGGGAUCAAUCUUGUAAUUAAUU
Molecule: messenger RNA, 2543 nt
Organism: Sceloporus undulatus (fence lizard)
Lineage: Eukaryota; Metazoa; Chordata; Lepidosauria; Squamata; Phrynosomatidae
Product: coiled-coil domain-containing protein 102B-like
Exons: 7
Coding region: 76-1326 (416 amino acids)
Source: RefSeq, a predicted model, not a curated record